Messenger RNA from Sciurus carolinensis (gray squirrel), 2683 nucleotides. It is a transcript of the gene Smim20, whose product is annotated as small integral membrane protein 20. Gene Ontology annotation, cellular component: mitochondrial inner membrane. Gene Ontology annotation, biological process: mitochondrial respiratory chain complex IV assembly. The transcript has 3 exons. NCBI's taxonomy places the organism in Eukaryota, Metazoa, Chordata, Mammalia, Rodentia, Sciuridae. Bases 108 to 311 code for a protein of 67 amino acids. The record is from RefSeq and is a predicted model, not a curated record.
CGAAAGCCGUUCCGCCUCUUCCGAGCUGGAUCGUGGCCUGGGCGGCCGGAGGAAGGCUUCCCAAAGUGCGGUUCCUUCGCGGGUCAGGGCAGCCCCCGUCCGGCGCCAUGUCCCGCACCCUGCGCACCGCGCUCAUUUUCGGCGGUUUCAUCUCCCUGGUCUGCGCCGCUUUCUACCCCAUCUACUUCCGGCCCCUAAUGAGGCUGGAGGAGUACCAGAAGGAACAGGCCAUAAAUCGGGCUGGGAUUGUUCAAGAAGAUGUGCAGCCACCAGGCUUGAAGGUGUGGUCUGAUCCCUUCGGCAGGAAAUGAGAAGGCCGCAACCAGCUCCGACUGGAAGGAGGCAUGUGCAUGGUUUUGACUCCGCAUCGAUACAACAAACCACCUCACAUAGAGAGAUGGCUGGAGGAGAGAGCCAGUGCUGCUGGUAAGAGGCCUGGAAUAAAAGACUGUGCACAAGGACUGACGUUCCCUCCAGAAUCAAAAGAAUCCUGGAACAAAUCACACCACUAGGAAGGUUUCCGUGUCUUGGUUGACUUUGUCGCCUCUUGCAAGGCCCUUUGCAGGAGUUGAGCUCAUUACUCAGUCUUCAUCACUCGCUGAGCUGUGCUCUGAAUGCAAACAGCUGGUGGGCUUAAGGAGGUCCACGCCUGUUUUGCCCACAGAACUGCCUCCUGUGGCUCUUUGAAAAUGGUCAGGUUGAUGAAGCUCUCUGAGGACAGGGUACUUUGUGCUUGAAGAACACCCUGUUCAGCUCAGCCAUCUCUUGUUGAAGAGUACUCCGUGUUGGAAAAGAAAGAAAUUCAAAGCGAGUCAAACUAGACGAUGCGCAUGUGUCGAAGAAAUCAGUGUCAAUUAGCAGAAGUGAAAAUGUGCUUAUUAAAAUGAUUUAAUUUUACUUUGCAAUGGUGUAUUUCUUUUUCAUAACUCUCUUUUUGUAAACUAACUAAAUUAUAAUACCAAGAAGUACUGUUUGACUAGACUUUUGUGUAGUGUUCAUCUGUUUGUUUGCAUAUAAGUGAACAUUUUAAAGGUAAAUAGCACAUUUGUUGAGACAGAUAUUGAAUGCCAGUUCUCCACCAGGUACCUUCCCAGGUGCUGCAGGAAUGAAAGUGAGAAUGGAUUCUUUUUCCUUCUUCUUUCUCCCCCCCCCCUUUCUUUCCUUUUUUCCUUUACUUUUCCUGCCCUGUUGUCCUUGUGCCCUCAUAGUCCCUUAGGAGCUUGCAUGCUUCUGAAGAGAUGGCUUUUUUUUUAAUCUUUUAUCAGAGUACCUUGCAUAUUUCCAUAGGCUCUCUUUAGAGGAGAUGCUUGAUGAUGAUAAUUUUAUGAUUGUGAGCUCAGCAUUUUCUUAACAGACAACUGACCCAAUUAUGUAAUUACUGUCAAAAAGAAAUAGGAUUGAUAGUUCCAGAACCAGUCAUCAUUUUUGGUAAGCCUUCCCCAACAUUUAAUUGACUUACAGUUAACAACUCAAUAGAGGAAGUUGACUAAUUAGGGGGACAUUUGUUCUGUUUUCCUUGGAGGGGUCACCAAGGAGUUACAGAACUUAAAGCCAAACUUCUGCAGAUGCUUAAUUGAGAUUUUGUUGUGGCUGAGGCAAGUGCAUGGUACCAUCUGCUUUGAAAGAUGUCUAGGCAAAAAGACUGUGACUCCUGCAAAGGAGAACUGUGGGGCCUUGGCUGACUGUCUUCAAGGAGACAGACCUAGAUUGGUUUCCUGAGUGGGCUCUUUGUCCUGGGUCUGCCCCUGCCCUCAAUUCACCUCUUUGCAGAAAUAAAGGAGCUGUGUGUCCUGCCCAGUCAUUUUGAUGUUGGUGACAUAAUCACUCUUCUGCUGUCAGACAUGUAACUUCAGACUGCUGUCCACACUUGACAGAAGCUGAGUUGUAAGAGAUGCUAUUCACGAGGAUUGACUGAGGGCCUUGCCAGUCAUCCAUAAGUUCCCAGGUGUGCCCUGAGGAUAAUAAUAGAAGCACUUGAAAGGUGUCUUGGUUGAGAACAUUCAGGAAACAGAAUUAUAACAUUGGUUGGGUUGAUUGACUUCUAACUUGAUUUCCAGGAGAGGUGUAACAUUUCCCAAAUAUAUUGGAUUACAGACCAUUUUCCACUUUACCUUCUGGGACUUUUGACUGGCAAUGUCCUUUUGGGGAAAUCUUUCAUCAGACCAGUGGUUUUUCGGCUUUUUAGCCUUGAGACACUUUUGCAUUCUUAAAAUUUUUCAGGAACUCUAAAGUGAUUUGUUUAUGAUAUUUACUAUAUUUGAAAUUAAUUUUUAAAAAUUCUAUCAUUUACAAAAUAUCAGUAACCCAUUAGGGCAUAUUUUUGCUUGAAAUUUUUCUUAAGACAGAAUUUGCAAACCUCUGACAUUUGGUUAGUUCCCAUAUCUGCCUCUACACUGAUCUGUUGCAGUAUCACCAAGUGGCCGCUAGGAAACUGCUCUCUCAAGGGGAUGAGAAUGAAAAAGAUCUAAAGAUACCUUGUCAGUAUCAUAAAGAUGGUCCUGGCCAUGCAGGUGCUCUGAAAAGAUUUCAGAGGCUCCCAGAGGUCCCUGGACCAUACUUUGGAGUCCACAUUUCUCCAAUACCUUGAAUUUCAUAAAGAUGUUUUUGUAUCUUAGGGUUUUAGUAUGUCCAUUUUGAGGGAGGUUAUAAGAGGAGGGGAGAAACUGACAUUUCUUACUGUUAC